AUGGAAGGUAACAAUGAAAAUAUUAAUACAGAAGUUACAGAUAAAGUUUGUUAUUGUAAUGGAAAAAGAGAAUUAGGUUCUUUAGAAAUACAUUGUAUUGGAUGUAAAAAAUGGUUUCAUACUAAAUGUUUUAAAGAUUUAAAAGAUUUUUACGGACUUCCAUUUAUGGUGUCCUAUACUUUCCAUUGUAAAGAUUGUUCUCCAACAAAAAAAGAGACAUGGAUUGGUAAAACUGUUACAUUUAUUCAUAUGUGUGUUAUGGCAAUGGCUAAUAUAACUUAUAAUAAAAGAGUAGAAACUGGAAGAUAUGAUGAAAGAUUUUUCUUUGAUGUUGAUACUGUUAUAAUACCAUAUUUUUCUAGAAAUUGGGAAAAUUUGUCAGGUGAAAAAAAAAGAGCUAAAAAUACUUGGCAUCAUACAUUAAAAAGAACAUUACUUAAAGAGAAUAAUCUUUUUAUUUCUCAAGAUGCAAAUCAUUAUGCUUUAGUUGAAAGUGAUCUUGAAAAAAUUGGACCUUUAAUGGAAGGUUUAAAAAAUCCUGGUAGAAAACCUGGAAGUUUAUCAAAAGAAAAUAUUGAUAAUAAAGAUUCUGAUCAAGUGACUACUAGGCAAACGAGAGGAUCCAGAAAACGUGCUGCUGAUGAUAAAAAAGUAGUAGGUAAGAAAGCAAAAUUAUCUGGUGAAAGUGGAUUUGACAAAAAUGGAAGUGAAGAUUCAACAAUAGAUUAUCCUCUUAAUAAAGAAGGAAACCGAUAUUAUUUAGCUGUAAAAGAUAUAGCAUUUCCAGAUCAUGAAAUGUAUACAAAUACAUUAGUAACAAAUACUUCUCUUCGUAUUCCAACAUUUGUCUAUCGUUUAGCUGAUAUAUCUAAAGUGACACUAUCAGCUUCUGAUCAUGCUCCGCAACUUUUAUUAACAAAUGAUAACUUAACAGUAGCUAAUAUAGAGUGUGAAGGUUAUUGUAUGGCUAAAGCAACACAUUCAGUAUCAAAAGGUAAAUGGUAUUAUGAGAUAAAUUUUGAUUCACAACCACCUGGCACACAUAUUAGAAUUGGUUGGGCUACAAAAGAUGCAAUUAUACAAGCUCCUGUAGGAUAUACACAAUAUUCAUAUUCAUGGAGGUCUAAUCAUGGUACAGCAUUUCAUAAAUCAAGAGGUUGUGCAAUAUAUUUUGAUGAACCAGAAAAUAUUGGAAGUAGAUUACCACAAUCUGCUAAAACAAGUUAUACAGUUGUCAAUCAUAAAUCAAAUAUAUUUUUCCUAAAUUUUACAGAAUCAGAGACGUUAAAAAAAGAACGACCAAUUAUUAAAGGAAGUAGAAUAGAAUUUUUCUUAAAUGGUCAAUCAUGUGGAACUGCUUUUCAUGAUAUCUAUGAAGAUUUUUACUUUCCUGCAGUAUCAAUAUUUGAAAAUGCAAAAAUAACAUGCAACUUCGGACCUAACUUUAUUCAUCCACCACCCAAAGAUGUCAAACCAAUGAGUGAACGUGUAUUCGAACAAGAUAUUGAAAAUUGUCUCUCAGAUAUGUUGUAUUUUGUCGAAAAUAAUAAUGAAAUCGAAAAAACAAGACAACUAUUUAUGGAACACAAGAUUUAA
This is a messenger RNA of Strongyloides ratti, 1596 nucleotides long. Its product is annotated as Set1/Ash2 histone methyltransferase complex subunit ASH2. Gene Ontology annotation, molecular function: transcription cis-regulatory region binding; protein binding. NCBI's taxonomy places the organism in Eukaryota, Metazoa, Nematoda, Chromadorea, Rhabditida, Strongyloididae. Gene Ontology annotation, cellular component: Set1C/COMPASS complex. The transcript has 4 exons. Bases 1 to 1596 code for a protein of 531 amino acids. The record is from RefSeq and is a predicted model, not a curated record.